Acanthisitta chloris (rifleman) is the source of this 936-nucleotide messenger RNA. Its product is annotated as olfactory receptor 6Y1-like. Gene Ontology annotation, cellular component: membrane. The record is from RefSeq and is a predicted model, not a curated record. The transcript has a single exon. Gene Ontology annotation, biological process: G protein-coupled receptor signaling pathway. The coding region runs from base 1 to 936 and encodes 311 amino acids. Lineage: Eukaryota; Metazoa; Chordata; Aves; Passeriformes; Acanthisittidae. Gene Ontology annotation, molecular function: olfactory receptor activity; G protein-coupled receptor activity.
AUGGCUAGGAGCAAUGAAACCGAAGUCAUGUAUUUCAUUCUCCUGGGUUUUCCCACCACUACUGAACUGCAGCUGCUUCUCUUCUCUGCUUUACUUCUGGCUUAUUUAUUAACUGUGUUGGAAAACUUCCUUGUCAUUCUCAUCAUCCAUACUAACCAGAGUCUGCAAAAACCUAUGUAUUUCUUCCUAGGGAAUCUGUCUUUCUUGGAGAUCUGGUAUGUUUCUGUCAUUGAGCCAAAGAUGCUCAUAGAUGUCCUCUCUCAAGACAAACAUAUCUCAUUCCAGGGGUGCAUGACACAGUUGUAUUUCUUUGUGACUUUUGUUUGUACUGAGUAUAUUCUGUUAGCUGUUAUGGCCUAUGAUCGCUUCCUGGCCAUAUGCAAACCCCUCAGGUAUCCACUCAUCAUGAAUCAUCAGUUCUGUGCUCAUUUGACAACUGGCUGUUGGAUGUGUGGUUUGACCACUUCUUCCAUCAAGAUGAGCUUUAUAGGUCAGCUCUCCUUCUGUGAUGUAGCCAAAAUUAAUCAUUAUUUCUGUGAUAUUUCGCCCCUACUGAACGUCUCCUGCAGCGAUUCCUCUUUGGCUGAGCUCGUGGACUUCAUCUUGGCUCUGAUGGUCAUCAUGGUACCUCUGUGUACCGUGGUGGCCUCCUAUAUUUGCAUCAUGUUCACUGUGUUGAAGAUCCCUUCUUCUCAGGGGAGGCAAAAGGCCUUUUCCACCUGCAGCUCCCACUUGACUGUAGUGAUAUUGUUCUACUCCACCACUCUUUUCACUUAUGCCCAUCCUAAGCUCAUGUAUACCUACAAGGCUAACAAGUUGGUAUCAGUCCUGUACACAGUUGUUGUGCCACUUCUGAAUCCUCUCAUAUAUUGCCUUAGAAACAAAGAAGUCAGGUUUGCCCUGAGAAAGACCUUUACUUGCACAAGGCACACCUAA